Molecule: messenger RNA, 5656 nt
Organism: Cuscuta campestris
Lineage: Eukaryota; Viridiplantae; Streptophyta; Magnoliopsida; Solanales; Convolvulaceae
Source: the annotation of a GenBank genome assembly
CGCGAAAACCCUAGAGAAGGUAUGGCGACUGGUGUUCUUGCUCGUCUUCUAUUCUCCGCCGGAAAGCAGGCCACCAGCACCGCGUCCGCUCGCUCUGUCUCUUCUCUCCCUUCGUGCGGCAACUUCCUCUAUUUAUCCUCCCUCCUCCGCCACCGACCGUUGGCCUCCAGCAUCCGACCCCUUUAUGCGGCGCGGCGAGGGUUCGUGACCUGUAAUAGUGUCAAUUUUGCUCGAUGGACGCGAUUCCGACCCCCCCAGGAUCCGAGCCCUAUGUUUUCAGAUCUUCCCUCAAAAGAGUCAAUUUUGCUCCCCGGAUGCGAUUUCGAGCACUGGCUUGUUGUUGUGGAAAAGCCAGAGGGCAAUCCAACGAGGGAUGAGAUAAUCGACAGCUACAUCAAACUUCUAGCUCGGGUCGUUGGGAGCGAGGAAGAGGCGAGGAUGAGGAUCUACUCUGUCUCAACAAGAUGCUAUUACACAUUUGGGGCUUUUGUGCCAGAGCAACUCUCUUACAAACUAAAAGAGUUGGAUGGAGUUCGAUGGGUGCUUCCAGAUGCCUACGCGGAUCCUGAAAAAAAAGAUUAUGGAGGGGAGCCUUUUAUAAAUGGGCAGGCAGUGCCAUAUGAUCCCAAAUAUCACGAGGAGUGGGAAAGGGUCAAUGCACGACUACGCGCCCGUGGAGUUAACUAUGACAGCCCCUCUGUCCUAUUCAAAGCAGCAGCCGAGAAAGAUAAACUCAAAUUAUCUUCAUUUUAUGUUCUAAAACGUUGGACUACAAAGGAAAAAGUGUUUGGCGUUCAUGGCAAUCUCAUCGAGGGACAAGAAGAUGAAGCUAUUUCACAAAAUUUGGAAGGUUUUUUAAAGUGUAUGCAAGCUGCUGGGAGGGACUCAAACAAGCUCCAUGUUAUUAAUCAAAAAAUUCAAAUUGCUUUGAAAGAAGUGCAAGAGUUAGCUGGUGAUACAACUGAGAGCAAGCUGGAGAAAGCAAUGGAACAACAAGGCAAGAGGCUGAGGCGAUGCAGAGCCCAACAAAUCAACGCUACUUCCGCACAGGUGCAAGCCACCAAUGAGGGCGCCAGCAUCCCUGUGGCUGCAACCAUACCAGUCAUUUCAGCCCCGGUGUUGCCCCUGGGUCUGAGCUCUGUCCCGAUGGCCAGCGUGAUCAGUCCCUUCGUGACCCCCGUCCCUUCCGCUGGACCGAGGGUAACGUUCCCCCCAAGCAUGACUCAGUUCAUGAAUGACCCAGCCAACCUACAAGCCAUCCAGGGCUUUGGCCAAGUCAUGGCCAUGUGCCAGCAGAACGGGGGGAUGCCUUUCCUCCCUGGUAUGUUCCCCUUCGCCCUUCCAGGCGCGGGAACCAUACCCCUACAAGCUCCGAUGGCGGUGAUGUCGUUCCAGACGCCGAUGCCGCAGCCAUCACCUUUCCAGCCCCAGGUGGUCAGCACCAUGGCCCCUGUCAACUUGACCGGCGCACUUAACGCCGCAGGGCCAUCGCGUCCCCUGCAAACUACGCAGAUCACUCCUGACGGUCAUUGCAUCUCGAUUGAGAGUGAUGACGGCGAGUGGGACAUCUCGAGGGCCCACAAGAAGAAGAAAGGAAAGAACAUCCGGCCAGCAACCUCCCGAAACUCCGCCUUCGAAAGGCUGGGGGAUAGGGAGGAAGGCCAGAGGAAGUCAGCCAAGCAAAGGCUGGGGCAGAGCGUUGCCCAUGUCAGCGCGUUCGCCCGGCUAGGCGAGGUGCGGGAGGCCGAGCCUGCCCGCACCCGGCGCUCCCGGUCUAACUGGCAGGAGCCAGCGAGGACGAGGGCCUCCCACCAAGAAGGGGAGGCAGAGAGCCAGCCCAGGUUACCGGUGGCGAACCGGUUAACCAUCCCAAACGACCGCGUCCAGCAGAUGGAGGCAAAGCUGGAAAGGCUGGAAAAGAAGGUCGGAGAGAAGAAUGACCGGGACAAACCCCUGGCAGGGUCCCCGUUCACCGCAAGGGUCCUUCUGACACCUUUCCCGCGAAAGGUCAAGAUCGACGCCCCCAGAUUCACCGGGAAGGAAGAUCCGGAAAUCCAUCUGGACUCCUUCAACCAGAGUGCGACCAUGAACGGUUGCACCGAUGAAGAAAAGUGCCUUCUUUUCUUCCAGACCUUGCAGAACCGAGCCACUGAAUGGUUCAACAAGCUUCGCCCGGGAAGCAUUGAUUCAUUCAGUGAUUUGGCCUCAAAAUUCAAGGCCAAGUUCCAGGAGAAUUGUACUCAUAGGAAGAAAUUCACUUAUCUUAGUACAACCGGGCAAAGGGAGUCUGAGAACCUUACUCAGUUCCUUACCCGGUGGAAGGAAGAGGUGGAUAAGGUGGAAGAGAUGGAUGACAAGACCGUCCUCUCCCUCCUCUUGAAUGGCUUGCGUGCCGGGGAACUAUACAAGGAGUUCUGCCGGAAACCCCCAGCCACGUACCAAGAGGCCUACCAUACUACGUGGGAGUUUGCUGAAGCUGAAACCCAACUCCGGGCAAAGAGAGAAGCUGAGCAUGGUCACAAGUCCAAGCCGGUGCAAGUCAAGAAGGAGGAAGCACCGGGACCUAGCCGGCCGAGGCACCACUAUGACCCGGUCAUCCGAGUGGUCAAUACGGAGGAAUGCCAAGAAGUCCGAAAGGCACCGGUCAUUCCUCCAGAAAACCCUACCGGUCAAGUAGGGCGGCAGUGGUCGGGCACCUAUUGUUCGUACCACAGGUCAGAUUCCCAUAACACCUCCAAAUGUAAAAGUGUUAAGGGGGUCAUCCAGCAGUUGAUCGACAGUGGAGAGCUGGGCAAAGAUUACUUGCAGAAAGCCCAGGAGAAGAGUCAUCAAUGGGUUAGGCCAGCUGCCCCAGGGAAUGACCGGGACAAUGACCGGCGGAGGAAUAACCGGCCAAGGGAGCGGCAACCUGCCCCCGAAAAGGAACACAUUGGCAUGAUCUUCGGCGGACCCGAGGGUGGAGAUUCAGCCGCGCAGCGGAAGAACUGGGUCCGGAGCAUUUACGUUGGAGAGGUAAGUGCUGAACCGCCCAGGCGUAAACAUACUAGGAGGGAGCCUAUCGUCUUUACUGACCGGGAUCUCCCUCCUACCGGUGAAGAUCACAAUGAUCCAUUGGUCAUCACCAUGGACAUUAACGGGGUGGAUGUCGCCCGGGUACUUGUUGAUACCGGUAGCAGUGUCAACAUCUUAUACCUGGAGACCUUCCAAAAACUCAGGUUGUGUCGAACACAACUUGAACCCCUCAAAACCCCUCUCUCAGGUUUCACGGGGGACACCGUUGAAGCUGAAGGAUCCAUAAUUCUACCGGUCGAACUAGGAUCAGGUGAAAAGACCGUGUGGAAGAAGAUGCGGUUCAUAGUUGUGGACAUCAAAUGCGUCCACAACACAAUUCUUGGAAGGCCAGGCAUCAAUAAAGUCGGGGCGGUGAUUUCCAUGCCUCAUCUAUGCAUGAAGUUCCACACUCCAGGUGGUGUGGGUGAGAUCACAAAGGGAGAGACCCGGGAGAAACUGGAGCCCGAGGCUGAGACGGUGGAAAUCGAACUUCACCCGGGUGAUUCUUCGAGGAUGGUCAGAAUUGGAGCAAAUCUCCCCGAGGAUCUCAAGGAGCAGAUUACACGGGUCCUCCAAGAAUACGCGGGCAUAUUCGCGUGGAGCGUGGCGGAUAUGCCCGGGAUAGAUCGCUCUGUUAUCUGCCACCGGUUGGCCGUAAGGGAGGGAAGUCGACCGGGACAGGCCCUUGCUGACUUCCUAGUAGAAAUGACCGGUCUAACUCCAGACUUACCGGUCAACAAGCCCACUGAGCAAUGGUGGGAGAUGGCAGUUGAUGGGGCAUCCGGUCCUAGAGGAUACGGGGGUGGUAUCGUGUUCACCACCCCAGAAGGGUUCAAGAUCUACCAUGCAAUCGUCUUCAACUUCAAGCUGACGAACAAUGAGGCAGAAUAUGAAGCUCUGGCUGGAGGGCUCAGACUUGCCCAAGCCCUGAAAAUUAGCCGGGUCAGUAUCAAAUCUGACUCUAGCCUGAUAGGAGGGCAGGUGACCGGUAACAUGGAAGCAAGGGAAGGACGCAUGGCACAAUACAAGGACCUUGUACUUGCCCUGUUGAAAGGCUUCGAAGAGUUCAAGAUCGCCCAAAUUCCCCGGGCGGAGAACGCGGAUGCAGACCUUCUCUCCAAAUUGACGCAGUAUGCUCCCGAGCAUGUUUCGAAACUUGCCCGGGUAGAGAUCCUUGACCGUGCAAGCAUCGAGAAAUUGGAAGUUGCCGCUAUAACUGUCGGAAGCCAGUUUGACCGGUCAAACUUGGUCGGGGUGGACGACCAUUGGAUGUACGAUCUGAUGGAAUAUUUGACAAAUGGGAGCUUGCGAGAACAAGAUGACCGGGCAAGAAAAGUGAAGCUCAGGGCACCCCGAUUCCAGAUUCUUGAUGGAAAGCUUUAUAAAAGGGCAUUUGGGGGGCCACUCCUGAGAUGUCUAACCAACCGGGAGGCUGAGCGAGUCAUAGCGGAGGAUUGUGAGAGGUAUGUACAGAAAUGUAAAACAUGUCAAGUGUUCUACAAGUACCCCGGUAGACCAGCGACCUACUAUCAUCCCGUAUCGAAUGUCAUCCCAUUCGCUAGGUUCGGGGUUGAUAUCAUUGGAGCAUUCCCAGUCGCCCAAGGAGGGAAGAAGUUCGUGAUCGUAGCCAUCGAUUACUUCACCAAAUGGAUCGAGGCCGAAGCGUUGGCCAACAUUACCACGCAACAAUGCAAGAAAUUCAUUUGGAAGAACAUCAUCACGAGGUUUGGAGCGCCCAUGAACCUCAUCACCGACAACGGCCCACAGUUCCGAAAUCCGAGAUUCACUGAAUACUUGGAGGGCUUCGGGAUCAAGCACAAUCGCUCUUCGGUGGCGUACCCCCAAGGAAAUGGCCAAGUCAAAAACGCCAACCGAACGAUUGUGGAUGGUCUAAAGAAACGGCUGGGAGAAGCAGGAAACAAGUGGCUGGAAGAGCUCCCACACAUCGUAUGGGCAUUCCGGGUAACGCCCAGGAGGGCUCAUGGGGAAACUCCAUUCUCCCUAACCUAUGGAUGUGAAGCAAGGCUGCCCAUCGAAGCUGAAUUCCCAACAUUCCGGGAAUCAAACUAUCAACCCCAGCAGAAUGAGGAAGACCACUUGGCCGAACUCAACUUGGUCGAAGAGCGGAGAAUGGCCGCGGAAGUUAAAAUGAGCACAUACCAACAAGUUGUGAAGAAGUACCAUGACAACAAGGUUGGGCCACGGUACUUCCAAGUUGGGGAUGAAGUCCUACGAAGAAGAGAAGCAAGUAGACCCGGCGACGGAGGAAAGCUAGCAAAAAACUGGGAGGGCCCAUAUAGGGUUAGAGCCAUCAUUCGCCCGGGGACCUACCGGUUAGAUACUCUUGAAGGGGUACCGGUAGAAAGAACCUGGAAUUCCCAUCAUCUUCGCAAGUUCUACAAAUGAUUGUAAUACUAGGCAAGGCCUACUUUAUUAUCAAUCAAAUCGAUGAUGUUCAAUACUCUAUUUGGUAGCGGCAGGAUGGAUAGGUCGAACCUAUCCUAGGAGGGCUUCCUGGGUGGAUCGAAUCCACUUGGAUAAGCCAACUGAGACACAGGCCCGGACCUGGCACGCUGGUUACUACACCGGUCUUGCUCAGUAUAAU